CCUGGUGGUGGGAGGCUGCCACUUUUAGCGUCUGCCAUGGACUGUGGUGUCUCCAUGUCAUGAAAUGUGGUUUCCUCAGGAAGUGCUGGAGCGGGCCCUGUUUCCGCUUCUCUGCCCUGACAUGCGCGGCGCCUCUGGCUGGACGGCACUCGGCAGUGUCCGCGUCUGCGUCAGGCAGCCCACUGCCCUCGCGUGGGCUCCUCAGGAAUGUGGAGGCUGAUAUUCCGAACCAGGCACCAUGUGCCAGAGGAUCAAUCUCGCAUUACUUGGAUAGAGAAGGACUUUGCCCGCAUACAGGUGAAGGAUGACGAUGUCAUCAAGGAGAUCAACAUCACGCACGUGGUCAAGGAAGGCUCGGAGAGGGCCGACCCCUCACAGUUCGAGCUGCUGAAGGUGCUGGGCCAGGGCUCCUUCGGCAAGGUGUUCCUGGUGAGGAAAAUCACGCCUCCGGACAGCAAUCAGCUCUAUGCGAUGAAGGUGCUGAAGAAAGCCACGCUGAAGGUCAGAGAUCGUGUCAGGACCAAGAUGGAGAGGGACAUCCUGGCAGACGUCAACCACCCUUUCGUCGUAAAGCUGCAUUAUGCCUUUCAGACGGAAGGGAAACUGUACCUUAUCCUGGACUUCCUCAGGGGGGGGGACCUCUUCACCAGGCUGUCCAAGGAGGUGAUGUUCACAGAAGAGGAUGUGAAGUUCUACCUAGCUGAACUCGCCCUCGGCCUGGAUCACUUACACGGGCUGGGGAUCAUCUACAGGGACCUGAAGCCCGAGAACAUCCUGCUGGACGAGGAGGGGCACAUCAAGCUCACAGACUUUGGCCUGUGCAAAGAGGCCAUCGACCACGAGAAGAAGGCAUAUUCGUUCUGCGGCACAGUGGAGUACAUGGCGCCGGAGGUGGUGAACCGCCAGGGUCACAUCCACAGCGCUGACUGGUGGUCAUUCGGGGUACUGAUGUUCGAGAUGCUCACUGGAUCGCUACCCUUUCAAGGCAAAGACCGAAAAGAAACCAUGAACCUCAUCCUCAAGGCCAAGCUGGGCAUGCCGCAGUUCCUCAGCUCGGAGGCGCAGUCCCUGCUCAGGGCUCUGUUCAAGAGGAACCCCGCUAACAGGCUGGGAUCCGGCUCCGAUGGCGCAGAGGAGAUCAAACGCCACUCUUUCUUUUCCACUAUUGACUGGAACAAACUCUUCCGGCGGGAAAUCAAGCCCCCCUUCAAGCCGGCUGUGGCCCGACCCGAUGACACCUUCUACUUCGACACGGAGUUCACGUCCCGCACACCUAAAGACUCCCCUGGUGUCCCCCCCAGUGCCGGCGCGCACCAGCUCUUCCGGGGAUUCAGUUUCGUGGCCACAGUGCUGCUGGAUGACGAGACCAAGCAGGAGGUGGUGCCGGCCCCCCCGCAUCCGGUGGUGCAGCAGCUGCACGGGAAGAACAUCCUGUUCAACGAUGGUUACAUCCUGAAGGAGGACAUCGGGAUGGGCUCCUACUCUGUGUGCAAGCGCUGCGUGCACAAGGCCACCAACACGGAAUACGCAGUCAAGGUCAUUGAUAAGACCAAGACCGACCCGACAGAGGAGAUAGAGAUCUUGUUGCGAUACGGACAGCACCCCAACAUCAUCACCCUGAAGGAUGUGUAUGACAGCGGGAAGCAGGUGUACCUGGUGACGGAGCUGAUGCGUGGGGGAGAGCUGCUCGACCGCAUCCUGAAGCAGAAGCUCUUCUCGGAGCGCGAGGCCAGCGCUGUGCUCUAUACCAUCACCAAGACCGUGGAGUACCUGCACAUGCAGGGGGUGGUUCACCGAGACCUGAAACCCAGCAACAUCCUCUACGUGGACGAGUCCGGGAACGCAGAAUCGCUCCGUAUCUGUGACUUUGGGUUCGCCAAGCAGCUGCGUGCCGACAACGGCCUCCUCAUGACUCCCUGCUACACUGCCAACUUUGUCGCCCCUGAGGUGCUGAAGCGGCAGGGUUAUGAUGAGGGCUGUGACGUGUGGAGUCUGGGCGUUCUGCUCUACACCAUGCUGGCUGGCUUCACCCCGUUUGCCAACGGGCCCGAGGACACGCCUGAUGAGAUCCUCAGCCGCAUCGGGAACGGCCACUUCACGCUGCAGGGCGGCAACUGGGACUUCGUGUCGGACGCUGCCAAGGACUUGGUGUCCAAGAUGCUGCACGUCGACCCGCAUAAGCGACUCACGGCUCGGCAGGUUCUAAAGCACCCUUGGAUGGUCCAGCGAGACAAGCUUCCCAACAGCCAGCUACAGCAUCAGGACGCCCAGCUCGUUAAGGGCGCCAUGGCUGCCACCUACUCAGCCCUGAAGAGCUCAGUGCCCACGCCCCAGCUGAAACCCAUCGAGUCAUCCAUCCUGGCACAGCGACGAGUGAAGAAGCUGCCGUCCACGUCCCUAUAGGCCCCAGCCGGCUGGCAUCCGGGCCACGGACCGGCCUGAUGGCUGCUGUGUGGGAGGCGCUGCUCAGGAUCUGGGGGGGCGGUGUGUCAGACAGCUGGCCGCCCUGCAGGACAGAGACACUCCUGUGAACUCCCCUCUGACUGUGUGUCCCUCAGCGCUGCUGUCGCUGCCCUCCGUCACUGUGUUUUUUGUCCGUUCUCCCUCUUUACACAUUGGAAUAUAUAUAUACACACACACACACACACACACACACAGACACAGUAUAUCUGCUGUACAUGUGAUGCCAGGUAGUUGUCCUAGAGUCCCCGGUGCAGUGAGACCUCAGACACUGUCGACCCCUUGCGGCAUGACGUGAUGUGACGUAACGGCCCCUUUCUUCCACUUCACACAUGUCAACGAUGGGCAGCUGGCUGGGGUCACCAGGGUGAUGCUGUACUGGGCCCUUGGCUUAUGCUUUUGGGUGUUUCUUGGGUUCACCAAAUGCUGUCUGUCGGGACUUUUAUUUUGAAAUGGGUUUUCCGCUGCAGCAUGCUGGCUCCUGUGGAGGGCUCAAGCUGCUGUUCUGGCUCUCACUGGGGUUACAUUGAGCACUUUGACAUCCUCCACCCUAUGGAUAAUAAACAAUAAAUCCAUGAAUCGGCAUGCGAGUGAUUUGGAAGCUGGCCUACUGGCUCUGCGCUUAAAUUUCAUUUGAUUUAGACAUUGGAAGUGAAACCUUGUCCAGUGGUGGCGGUGGGCAGAUGAUGUCACACACGGACAGCGCAUUAGCCAAUCAGAAGUCCCGCUCUGUGUCCUUAGCGAUUGCCCUUUAUUAAAAAUGUAUAUUAGCCAACAGGAGGCCGGUAGAUGUAAGUGGGAUUGAACAGGUACUUGUGGAAGUGGCCCCUGCCCCCCCCCCCGCUGUUUUCUUCUGUUUUGUCCAGUUUCUUCUGAUCUUUGAACAUUCUCAGUCUCUGACUGUUUUGUAUCGCUCCCCCUCCCUGUGUGGGCAGAGCCUGCUCUCACUCCCAGCUCUCCAGCCUUUUCUAUGUCCCGUCAGAUCAGCCCAGGGUCUUCCCCUGUUCUGUGUUCAUUGUGAAUCAGGGAUGCACUGGCCGAGGCUCGCUGUCGCCCCCUAGCUUUGAGGGGACUGCUGGUUGCCUUGAAGAGUCUCUCCAAUAAAUGGUCCUCUACUCUU
Molecule: messenger RNA, 3580 nt
Organism: Brienomyrus brachyistius
Lineage: Eukaryota; Metazoa; Chordata; Actinopteri; Osteoglossiformes; Mormyridae
Gene: rps6ka1
Product: ribosomal protein S6 kinase a, polypeptide 1
Biological process (GO): protein phosphorylation; positive regulation of DNA-templated transcription; intracellular signal transduction
Molecular function (GO): ATP binding; magnesium ion binding; ribosomal protein S6 kinase activity
Source: RefSeq, a predicted model, not a curated record